AUGUCCAUGUUGUCGUGCCGUGUGUUGUGUCUGUUGGCCAUUGUGCUCUGCUGUGUGGGUGUGGCUCAUGCUGAUCUUCCACCACAUGUGAUGCAAUUAGUGGAGGAAGCAAAUAAAAUGGCUGAAAAAACUUCUACACUUAAGGUGGAGUGCGACAAGGCCGGCAUGGCUGCUCGAGAGGCCGGGGAAGAAGCUCAUGUAUUUGCUGAGGAAACUAAGACUAAUCUCGAAACAAUUGCUGCUGAUCCAAAAAAAGUGGAGGAAACGAAGAGUAAAGGUGAUGAA
Trypanosoma theileri is the source of this 285-nucleotide messenger RNA. RefSeq lists its product as uncharacterized. Lineage: Eukaryota; Euglenozoa; Kinetoplastea; Trypanosomatida; Trypanosomatidae. The annotation marks the transcript as partial. The transcript has a single exon. The record is from RefSeq and is a predicted model, not a curated record.